Messenger RNA from Nematostella vectensis (starlet sea anemone), 2247 nucleotides. Its product is annotated as polyadenylate-binding protein 4-like. The record is from RefSeq and is a predicted model, not a curated record. Gene Ontology annotation, molecular function: RNA binding. Lineage: Eukaryota; Metazoa; Cnidaria; Anthozoa; Actiniaria; Edwardsiidae. Gene Ontology annotation, cellular component: ribonucleoprotein complex. The transcript has 9 exons. Bases 242 to 2116 code for a protein of 624 amino acids.
AGGGCCAAGUGUCCCUUCACUUCCUCCCACUCUCGACUUUAGACUGCGUUUAGAGAUUUCAAACUGGUUUUAGCGAGAAAUCGGCUAAAACCGCCAAAAAAAUAUAAAAAACACCGGAAAACAACCAAAAAAAGGAUAAAAUUUUCAAAAAGCUUUCCAAAAAAAUCUUAAAGCUUUCCAAAAACCUUGAAAACCAAAAGAUUCAAGUAAAUACAAAGCAAGGACAAGACGUAAAAUCGAGAUGAAUCCAUCUACCGGCGCCGCGAACUACCCCAUUGCAUCGUUGUACGUUGGAGAUUUAGCUCCAGAUGUAACCGAAGCCAUGCUGUACGAGAAGUUUAGUACUGCUGGGUCGGUUUUAUCUAUCCGUGUUUGCCGUGAUCUAGUGACAAGACGAUCUCUUGGGUACGCGUAUGUGAACUUUCAGCAACCCGGUCAUGCCGAGAAAGCGCUUGACACGAUGAAUUUCGACCCCAUCAAGGGUCGUCCAUGUCGAAUCAUGUGGCAGCAACGAGACCCUUCGCUUCGAAAAUCCGGAGUGGGAAACAUUUUCAUCAAGAACCUGGACAAGAGUAUUGACAAUAAGUCUCUCUACGACACCUUCAGCGCCUUUGGGAACAUCCUGUCGUGUAAGAUUGCCCAAGAUGAACUGGGAAACCCGAAAGGCUACGGCUUCGUUCACUUCGAGACAGAAGAUGCUGCCUUGGAAGCCAUUGCCCGAGUUGACGGCAUGUUGUUGAACGACAAGAAGGUCUUUGUGGGUCGCUGGAUGUCCAAGAAAGAGCGCAUUGAGAAAAUGGGUACCCAGCCCAAGAAGUUCACUAAUGUGUAUGUGAAGAACUUUGGUGACGAUAUGGAUGACGAGCAGAUGAAGGAGAUCUGUGCAGAGGCUGGUAAAAUUGUCAGUCUGAAGGUCAUGACUGACCCUGAGGGCAAGAGCAAGGGCUUUGGUUUUGUCAGCUUUGAGACCCCAGAGGAGGCGGAGGAGGCUGUCAAUGUCCUGAAUGGCAAGGAGAUCGGGGGACGUAGACUGUGGGCUGGGCGUGCCAAGAAGCGUGCAGAGCGUGCAGCAGAGGUAAAGGCAGAGAUUGAGAAGAAGCGCCAAGAACGCAUCAACCGCUUCCAGGGCGUGAACCUCUACAUCAAGAACUUGGAUGACCCCAUUGAUGACGAGCGCUUGAGGGAGGAAUUCUCACCCUAUGGUACCAUCUCUAGUGCCAAGGUCAUGAAGGACGACAAGGGCAACUCUAAAGGGUUUGGCUUUGUGUGUUUCUCCUCCCCUGAGGAGGCCACUAAGGCAGUGACUGAGAUGAAUGGCAGAAUCCUCAUCUCCAAGCCAUUGUAUGUGGCCCUGGCCCAGAGGCGUGAGGAGCGCAAAGCCCAGUUGGCUGCACAACACAUGCAUCGCAUCUCAGGGUUACGCAUGCACCAGGCGGCAGGACAGCAGCCCGGUCAAGUGUUUCCUCAGGCAGGUGGCUUCUACAUGCAGCCUGUGCAGGGACAGCGUCCAUUCUUCACACCUCAAAUGCCGCAAGUGCGCCCACGUUGGGGCAUGCCACCGCAGCAACAACAGCAGCAGAUGCGCCCAACUGGAGUCCAGAAUAUGGGCGGGCAAGUCCCUAGGGCUCGUGGGGUGCGACAGGUCCAACCAAGGAAUGUUGGCCCCCAGGCUGGCAUGCCUCAGGGAGGACCUGCUGGGAUGCCACGCAUGCCGGUGCAACAAGCCAGAAUGGGUGGUGUCCCACCCCAGAGGCAGCCCUACAAGUUCUCUCAGACUGUGCGCAACCCCCCUCCAGCUGGGCAGAUGCCAGAAGGUGGCCAGGGAAUACCAGGGGGUCAGGAGCCUUUGAACCCAAGUGUUUUGGCAGCUGCGACCCCGCAGGAGCAGAAGCAGAUGCUGGGUGAACGACUCUUCCCUCUGAUCCAGACCAACCACCCUGAUAUGGCGGGCAAGAUCACCGGCAUGCUGCUGGAGAUUGACAAUGCAGAGCUUCUGCAUAUGCUUGAGUCACGUGAUGCCCUACAGAUGAAGGUUGAUGAAGCUGUGAGUGUGUUGCGUGCCCACCAAGCCAAGGAGAGCACCACUGCCGCUGCAGCCCCAGUGGAGCAGAAGUAGUUUCCAGGCAUCCUCGGAUGAGCUAGACGAGAUGGAGUGGAUAUGACAACUUUUUUGUUUUGUUUUGUUUUUUUUUACCGGAUUUGACUCAGUUUGUUCCAAUUUAAAUAAAGUUCUCUGAUGAGUUCUAA